Messenger RNA from Nelumbo nucifera (sacred lotus), 1496 nucleotides. Its product is annotated as NAD(P)-binding Rossmann-fold superfamily protein. NCBI's taxonomy places the organism in Eukaryota, Viridiplantae, Streptophyta, Magnoliopsida, Proteales, Nelumbonaceae. Gene Ontology annotation, molecular function: oxidoreductase activity, acting on the CH-OH group of donors, NAD or NADP as acceptor. The record is from RefSeq and is a predicted model, not a curated record.
AUUGAAUCGAAAUGUCUGAGGAAUCAAUUUUAACUCUAAUCCGAUCAUCAAUCCGACCCAACUUAGUGCGAGUGCGGAAGUAGUAAGGUAGCGUCUUAGUAAAGAGAGAGAUCGCGAGCGAGAGAAUCGACGAGCAUACAGAAGGAAAAGCAAUGGCAGAGAGCUCGAAGGAAGAAGGGGCGGUGUGCGUUACGGGGGGAAGCGGUUUCAUCGGCUCGUGGCUCGUUCAUCUCCUCUUGCAACGUGGUUACACCGUCCACGCUACCGUCAAAGAUCUCAAGGAUGAGAAAGAAACGAAGCACCUGGAAGCCUUAGAAGGAGCAGAGUCCCGUCUCUGCCUCUUCCAGAUCGAUCUCCUUGACUACGAUUCUCUUAUGGCCGCCAUAAAUAGAACCAUCGGCGUAUUCCACCUUGCUUCCCCCUGCAUUGUGGAUAAAGUCGAAGACCCAGAGAGAGAGCUUUUGGAUCCGGCAAUCAAAGGGACGAUUAAUGUGCUGAAAGCGGCAAAGGAAUGCGGGGUGAGACGGGUGGUGGUAACAUCAUCGAUCUCGGCCAUCAUACCAAGUCGGUACUGGCCUGCCGAUGUCAUCAAAGGGGAGGACUGCUGGACGGAUGUUGACUAUUGCAAGCAGAAGGGAAUUUGGUAUCCAGCUUCUAAGACAUUGGCAGAGAAAGCUGCAUGGGAAUUUGCCAAAGAGAAUGGCUUGGACGUGGUCGUCGUCAAUCCUGGCACUGUGAUGGGCCCUAUCUUUCCUCCAACCAUCAAUGCAAGCAUGUUAAUGCUUCUUCGCCUUCUUCAAGGCUGCACUGAGAUAUAUGAGGACUACUUUAUGGGAUCUGUUCAUGUUAAAGAUGUUGCCCUAGCUCAUAUUUUGGUAUAUGAGAACCUAUCAGCAUCAGGAAGGCAUCUAUGUGUUGAGGCUAUAUCUCACUAUGGUGACUUUGCAGCUAAAGUUGCAGAACUCUACCCUGAAUACAAAGUGCCCAGGUUUCCAAAAGAUACCCAACCAGGGCUGCUAAGGGCCAAGAAUGCAUCUAAGAAACUGAUUGACAUGGGUCUCCAAUUCAUCUCAAUGGAGCAAAUUAUCAGGGAUUCCAUAGAAAGUUUAAAGAGCAAAGGAUACAUUUCCUGAAAGAAUUUGGGAGAUACAAUAUAUUUGCUGCCUGUAAACUCAUCUCCUCAAGUUAUCUGCAUCUAAUUAGAACUUCUGGGCGUGAAAUGAAUCAAGUUUACAACUUAGUAAGAUAUUCUGCUUGGAUCAGGUAUGUGAUACUUGAUAUAAAUGAUGAGUUGGUUUUCUGUGCUUUAUUCAGGAGUUUCUUCUAUAGUUGGGAGUAUUGAUACUUGACUUUCAUUGUAUUUAUCAUUAGGCAGAAAAUUUUAUUUUACUGACGAGAAUAUGUAUUUAAUAAUCGUACGUGGGAUUGCCCGUAUGAAAAUGCAACACGAUGAGAUUGCAUGAUCUGUAGUAUAAUCGAUGAUGUAUUAUAUGCUA